AUGGCGACGCUCGUGGUGUCCAUUUGUCACCACGACGGGCGGUCUACUCGGACGGAGAAGCUGCGCCUGUUGGCAGAGCGAAACGAUGCCCAAGAGAUGGCGCUACUGCUAGGUGCACUGUUUGAGAUCCCCAGCCACGAGCGAGUCGUCGGUCUGGCGUCAGUGACGGGGUCGUGCGGUGUCAUUCCCCUGUCGGCAUCAUGCAGAUACCCCAACCUCAUUUUCCGGGAAGAGGAGAGGUUAGGCCGCGUUUUCCGAAUCGUCACAAAAGACGCCGCCAGCGAGGACGAGGUGCUCUUCCCCAUCUCGGCGCUGACGCCGCCGCCCUCGCCGGGCCUCAGCCGCCUCCCCCCUACCUGGGCCUCCUCGCCCCCCGAGUUGAGAGUGAACACGGCCGAGACCGUAGCGAUUCCGGAGCUGGUGUCAACAGGCGCCCUCACGCGGCAGCAGGGCGUGCUCGUGGUCGAGAGGCUCCGCGCAGAGGACCCCGUGGUGUUUGCGGCGUGUCGCGUUGCGGGUGCUGCUGGAGUAAGCCUUGGUUCUUCUACCCCGGCUGGGGAGCGGAGACGGGAGUGGAGCGGUGAGGCGAAGAGGAGCUUUGCUUCCAUGGUCAAGGUUGUGCUUGGCGGCAAGGUUGGCCGGGGUGACGGAGGCUCUAGUGUUGGCGAAGCAGAUGGUGGCAUGCCUCGCAGGGGAGGGAAAGGGCGGGGAAGGAGGAGAGCGUGGGCUGAGGAGGAGGAAGAACAGCAGCUUUGCAGACGUUCGCAAGAGGUGCCGGAGUCGUUCCAGGUGGACGCUCUAGCUCUGGCGGACGUUGCGCUUGUGACCGGGAAGAUUUCCAAGCAAGCGUACGUUCGGGCGCUGCACAAGGUCGUCACGCUCGACUCGAGCCUGGUUUCGGCGUACCUCGGCGAGCGGAAGCAGGGCCGGCAGGAAGACGGAGAAGGCAUGCUCGAGGCCGUCGUGAGAGCGUUCGGUCCUGAACAACAGGGACGCACCGCUGAUAAUGAUGACCCACGGCAGCAGCCCCGUGCCGCUGCAGCAGUUGGAGGGGUGAAAGCGGCGGGGGCGGCGACGACAGACGGGAGUCUGGGGCAGGGCCGCAUGGCGGCAGAGGACCUCGUUGCACGCGAGGCCGAGCUGCGCGACGAUUUUUUGCGUCAGGCUCUCUCGCUGAUCGAAGAGGGAGGUGCUGGCCUCAGCGCGCAGCACAGGGCGGUGGUGGAGAAGGCGAUCUCUGUGGGGCACCCGUGGGUCUCCGCUAUCUACGACGAGUGCAAGGAGACCGGCGACGUCCGAGGGCUGAUGGGAGAGGCGGGCAACCCGGCGUUCCAUAUGGUGGUCGGGCAGCUCUGUCGAGUCGUCGCGGGGUGCUCGCAGCUGCUGAGACUGAGGGGAGUGAUCGGGGAGCGCGAAGAGCGGACGCUCAAGACCAUGUCCAACAGGGGGAGCCCCGUCUUGCUGGCGGCGGUGGAAGCAUACGGGGCCAACCAAGACCUUGAGGACCUCCUCGACACGCUCCAGACGGCGGCCGAGAUAGAGCUAUCGCUUACCGCCGCCGCUCCUCCCACGGCUACCGCCGCCGCCGCCGCCGCCGCCGCCGUGCCCGAAACGAGAAGGGCCGACCCUCCGCAACAGCGACGGGCUCUUCCCCACCAGCACCAGCACCAGCACCAGCACCAGCAGCCGUCAGGCGUCGGCGCCGGUGGUGGUAGGGGUAGGGGUAGGGGUGGCUUGGACCUCGGCUGCGGCUCCGGUGUUUCUCGAGACGGGGGUGGACGGGCGCAAGCCUCUGUCGGCGUUAGCAGCGACGAGGGUAAAGAGCCGAGCGGAGACCGGCGUCUAAGGCAAGACGUGUCCCAGCUGGUGGCCGUGAUGGCGAAGCAAGGGAUGCUGACGGACAGGCAGAGGCUCUUCCUGCUGGCACAGGUGGGGCGGCGCAUCACGAGAACGACUCGCGAGAAGCACGCUCAGUACCUCGCUACCGGCAACUCGAAGGAGCUGUAUACGGUGCUCAUGGCGCUGUCCAUGCCUCCUCCCCGAAACAAGAAGAAAGCUUGGGAUGAGGAAUCUGGGGAGGAAGAGUCAGAGGAGGAGGAAGAGGAGGAGAGGCAUGGAGACAAGAAGCGCGAGCGGGAGAUGAAGAUGGAGAAAGACAAGGAUGGGAACGGAAAGACCUCCGGACCAGGGGAUAAAGCAGUGGGCGGGGGCGUUGUCGGGCAAGGCGCCUCCGAGGGCGGGGAGCCGCAGCAAGCCUUCGAGGCGUGCGAUGCCCCGGAGCUGUAG
Messenger RNA from Ectocarpus siliculosus, 2286 nucleotides. The record is from the annotation of a GenBank genome assembly. NCBI's taxonomy places the organism in Eukaryota, Phaeophyceae, Ectocarpales, Ectocarpaceae.